Auxenochlorella protothecoides is the source of this 483-nucleotide messenger RNA. RefSeq lists its product as hypothetical. Bases 1 to 483 code for a protein of 160 amino acids. Lineage: Eukaryota; Viridiplantae; Chlorophyta; Trebouxiophyceae; Chlorellales; Chlorellaceae. The transcript has 4 exons. The record is from RefSeq and is a predicted model, not a curated record.
AUGGUGACCAUAAUCUGCAGUCUGGUGUGUGCCGCCGCUUUCGGCAUGGCCAUCGCAGUGCGGGUGCACGCGCCAGACAAGGACAUCUACUACCUCUCGGGCCAAGCGGUACGCGUGUACGGCUUGCUGACGGCCAUCCUGGUGGUAUUUGUGGAGCUAGAGGUGGCCGCCCUGGCUGCCUGGUGGCCCCUCCUGGAGAUCUGGAUAGGCCGGGCGAUGCUGCAGAGCUUCGUAGGAGUUCUCACGUACAGGGAGGCCCUCCCCCGUGGCGACACCGACUUCCACCGCAGCCUGGCGCUGUACCGCGGCAUCGCCAGCGUCGCCCUCCUGGUAUGCUCGGGGGUGUAUGCCGUGGGCUGGAUAAGCUGCCUAGUCCGGACACGUCGCGACCAGCGACUACGGAAGGCACAGGCAGAGUACGAGGCCCUGGAGAGGCGGAGGGCCGAGCUGCAGCGGCUCCUGGUGACUGAGCCCGCCAUCUGA